Messenger RNA from Pelagomonas calceolata, 1421 nucleotides. NCBI's taxonomy places the organism in Eukaryota, Pelagophyceae, Pelagomonadales, Pelagomonadaceae. The record is from the annotation of a GenBank genome assembly.
UCUCCGUCCCGACUCGAAAAAGCAGCCCCCUGCCCCCGGAUUGCACUAGCAUCGACGGCUUUUGACUAGUAGUCGAGGCUUACACAGCCCAAGAGCCAGCCCAGACUGGUGCGCCUCGGGAGGCAGCCUCUACAGCUUCCACAGGCCGGCAAUAGCAUCUCAAUAGCAAUGAAGACGCUGCCCGCGUACGCCGAGAAGCCCGAGCUGGCAGAACUGUUGGACAAAGUACCGCUCCUGCCGGCGGAGAAAGCCGCAGAGCCGCAGACGACAUGCGUGACCGGAGCCACGUCCACCAUCGGUGCCCACGUGGUGCGGAGGCUGCUGCGCGCCGGCCACACGGUCCACGCGCCCGUGCGCGGCUCGGAGACGACGGCCGACGUCGCUUAUUUGAAGGCCAUGCCCGGCGCCGAGCGGCUCAAGCUGUUCUACGGCGUCGAUCUACUAGUCGAGGGGUCCUACGACGCAGCAAUGGUCGGCUGCGCGUCGGUGAUCCACGUGGCGAGUCCUUUCUACCUCACGGGCUCGAAAAAGAAUCUGAAAAACAAGUUGAUCGAUCCGGCAAUCAAGGGGACCGAGAACGUACUCAAUAGCUGUAGCCGGACGCCGACCGUCAAGCGCGUCAUAUGUACUGGCACGGUACUCGUGGCGUGUUGCGACUUUCGGCCUUCGAUCGAGGACAAAGGCUGGACCGUGAACAACGACAUGUGGUACGGCGACUGCUCGCCCACCGAUUUUCCAUAUGUCUACAGCAAGCGCGCUGCCGAGAAGCGGUCGUUAGAGAUAGCCGCGGCGCAGUCGCAAUGGACGCUCACCACGCUCCUGGUAGGCGGGUGCUUCGGCCCCAUGUGCGCGCCCAACGGCCAGGGCGUCGUGCCCAUGUUUCAGAAGUACAUCCGGGGUGGCCUAUUCUGGCCGGCGUGCCCACCGAUGGGAUUCCCCGUCCACGAUAUCCGUGACGUAGCGGUGAUGCAUUCCCUGGCGAUGACGAGCGACGUCACGGGGAGGUACAUCACGCCCCAGAAAUGGGGCACGUUCAAGGCCUGCUGCGACGGGUUAAAGUCGGACUCGCGCACGUCCAAGUGUAUGUUACCGUUCUUCACGUUGCCGUCGUGCUUCAAGCCGGUCUUCGCCUGCGUGGGCCCCAUGCUCGGAAUCGACAAAUCCAUGCCGCGGCGCAUGUGGGGUGCUUCGCCGAAGAUAGAUUACGGGAAGACCACCAACGACUUCGCCCUGGAGGGGUUCACGCCGAUCGGGAUCCCAGAGAUGAUGGUCGACACCGAACUAUCCUUCCAGCUGCACAAGAUCCCGCUGGUGCUAGCGUCGCUGAAGCGCUACAAGUGAGUUGCACACUGCUACCCGGCUGGCUCCAUACUUCCGAUCGCUCGUAUAUACAUAGGCUAACCUCAGUUGUUAUUUAUAAU